Molecule: messenger RNA, 2541 nt
Organism: Macroventuria anomochaeta
Lineage: Eukaryota; Fungi; Ascomycota; Dothideomycetes; Pleosporales; Didymellaceae
Exons: 5
Coding region: 1-2541 (846 amino acids)
Molecular function (GO): RNA binding
Source: RefSeq, a predicted model, not a curated record
AUGGCGGACGGACCUGGGGCCUUCGCUGGUAUUGAUAUGGACGCUCUCUUCGCUGCUUCUCCGGCCCAGCAGAAGCAGAUGCUCGGUGAGGCUCUGUGGCCCAAGAUCUACGAUAUUCAACCCGAAUUGGCCGGCAAGAUCUCGGAUAUACUCCUCGAAAUGGACAGCAGCGAGCUUAUCAACCUUGUCUUUGACGAGUCUGCUCUCCGCGCCGAGGCUGACGGGACCAUGAGAGUCUACGAUGAGUAUCUCAAAGACAAGGACGGUGGGCGCGAGAAGGACGCUCCGAAGCCUCUCUCCACUACAAAGCCUCGACUACCUCCUAGCUUCCCUAUUGCUUACCCGUGCAGUUUUCCCGAUGUGGACUGCGAAUUUGGAGGUGGCGCCUGUAAGAUCAAUGCUGAGUUCAACCUUGAAGAGACGGACACACGAACGGCAGAAAAUCGGGUGAAUCUCGAAGUGUUCAAAAGGAAGAAGAGACAUGACAGCUUGGAUGGGAUGUGGACCUCGCUCAAAGCCGAUGCUAAUCAUGCCAGACGCCACGGUGUCAAGCGGAAUGCAGUUGCGGAAGAGUUGGUUAACGAAGUCACCUUCCUGGCGAGGCGCGAGGAAGAACUUGCGCAGAGGAGAACGACGGCCUCAAGCACCAUUGGAUGCUUGAAGGCUGUAGUUGAGUUUGCUGAGCUUGAAAGGGGUUUUGCGGCCGACCAACUACGCUUGAUUCAACGGACUGCCAAUGUCUCAGCUCACAUAUGGAAAGCAGGCUGCGAGAGGAAUCUUCAUAAGGACCUUUGCAAGUUUCAAAGCAGAAAUGCCGACAAGCAUGAGAUCAAAUUCUGGCUUAUGAAUCUCCUGGUAUCUUCAAGCCGAAACGAUCCUUGGGGAUGCAAGACCUCUUUGGAGGCUGAAGAGGUACAGACCGUGAUCGACCUCGUCGACAACUUAGAGCUCCAGGAGGAAUGUUCACAAAAGAUCGAAGAUGCGAAAAUUGACGAUGAUAGCCCAGAGGAGUUCGCCUAUCUCGAAGAUUUAGAGUCUUCCCUUGAGGACGAGAAAAGAGCGUAUAUCUCACAGCUCGCAGCCACCCUUUUCAAGUACAACGGCGAUGUUCAGGCCCGGAACGUACACAUGGGCCAGGAGGAAGUCAACGAAGAAGUUUUGUCGACUGUUCAGCAGGCUCUUGUAACGAAUGUCAUGGAGGCGAUGAAUUCUCGGGACAGAUCUUUGGCAACCAGCUUGCUGCAACAGUCUGCUUGGGUUGCAGAUGCAGCGCUAGCGCGGUGGUUUGAGCGUGAGACCAGCAACCCGUCACCACCUCUAUCGGGAAGCUCGGGGAAGAGGCUGUAUGUGGCGGAAGCUGAGCCAGGCAGGUCGAAGAGACAAAGGACUGGAACUCCAGAUCCAGAAGAGACCUUGGAGGCUGCCAGAGCACGACUUGAUCGAAUUCUUGCUAAAGAUCGCUCAGCAGAGCAGGAUCGAGCGGAACAAUCACAGCAAGAGAUGAGGAAGAGUGCAGAAGCAAGUUCAGAGACGUCAAAGCCGACGGUUCAGGGAAAGUCUUCUCUCGCACCCGGAAGUUACAGCCUAGAGGUACUCAAUAAGAUGAUAACGAACGAUGCGAAUGCUCAAGCAAAAGCUUUGCAGGAGAAGGAGAACACGAAACCGAGUGACGAGAUUCGACCUGAUAACAGACGAUCCAGUCUGAGAACAAGAAGCCAGAAAAUCAACUACAAGGUCUUGCACAAUGGCAUCGGUCCGUUGAAGCAAGUAAAGCAACGAACGAUUGGAGUGGAAGCCAACAGAGGGUCGCAAAACGAGCAGCAGCGGACGCAAUUGCCGCCAGAUCCUGCAAGUGCGCCGUCCAUGGUUAACACACCUGGAGACCUCCUAGCUGCGCUGUCUGAAGAUACUGUCUCGGUCACGCCAGAUAUAAGAAUCAGCGUUUCUAGCAGGCAAGGAAUGGAGGCACCAGCCGAUCGCGAAAUGCCCCAAAUGCCACCAGUGUACGCAAACCCCUUAGGAUUCAUCGAAGCAAACGGCGUCCAACAACAUACCAACAUCCCAAACAUACUAUCACCGGCUCUUUACAUAUCCUCAAGUCCUUCGGACUCUUCCUCGGAGCGGGACUUCGCAUCGCCAUCGGAGAUCUCGGCUGUACUGAGACCGUUUGGGCAUAGGGUUAACGAGGUUGUGAGCUCGUCGCCUGAUACUGAGGUAGUGGAUGAGGGAGUGGGAAUGAGAGAGGAGGCGCUUGUGGAUGGGGCUGCAAACAGGACAUCUGAAGCCCAAGGAAGGAUCGACGAGGAAGACGAGGCUGAUAACGAGGACAAUGGAUCCCGAUAUACAAAGAAGACUUGCUGUAGGAAGCAAUUCCUCAUCAUUGCUCACCAGCGCUGUCCAUCGGACUUCCACUCUGAUUCAGAGCUUAUCGGUGUACGAAGCAACAGAGUCCGCGAAAACACGCAGAUGUACGUCCGCUGUGCUAGUGGUCCGGCUCCCUCCAGCCUACCCUUGCAACCGUAUGUUGCACCGCAAUGCUGA